AUGAGAAUUCGGUGGAUCGAGGUAGCUGUGGCAGCUGCCUCCGUGGCACACGCCAAUGUAAGUCGCGUCACUCCGUUGGAAUAUUCUCCUCCAUACUAUCCCUCACCAUGGAUGACCGGUGCGGGUGAAUGGUCCGAGGCGUACACGCGCGCCGUGGAAUUCGUCUCCAACCUCACCCUCGCCGAAAAAGUGAACCUUACAACCGGCUCGGGCUGGGAGCAAGAGAGAUGCGUCGGAGAAACUGGUGGGAUUCCCCGCUUGGGCAUGUGGGGAAUGUGCAUGCAGGACUCGCCCCUCGGCCUGCGCUUCAGUGACUACAACUCCGCUUUCCCCUCUGGCGUUAACGUCGCCGCAACAUGGGACAAGCGACUCGCUUACAUGCGUGGUGUGGCGAUGGGUGAGGAGCACCGCGACAAAGGUGUGGACGUGCAACUGGGUCCCGUUGCUGGCCCGUUGGGCAAGUAUCCCGACGGUGGUCGCAACUGGGAGGGAUUCGCGCCUGAUCCCGUUUUGACUGGUGUGAUGAUGGCCGAGACCAUCAAGGGUAUGCAAGAUGCUGGUGUCAUUGCUUGUGCGAAGCAUUUCAUCGGAAAUGAGCAAGAGCACUUCCGCCAGUCCGGCGAGGCUCAAGGAUACGGAUACAACGUCACUCAGAGUCUCAGCUCAAAUAUUGACGAUAAGACCAUGCACGAGCUCUACCUAUGGCCCUUUGUGGAUGCCAUUCGGGCUGGUGUUGGAUCUGUCAUGUGCUCCUACAACCAGAUCAACAACAGCUAUGGUUGCGCAAACAGCUAUACACUCAACAAGUUGCUCAAGGGAGAGCUUGGCUUCCAGGGCUUUGUUAUGAGUGAUUGGGGUGCGCACCACAGCGGUGUUGAGUCUGCUCUUGCUGGUCUGGACAUGUCCAUGCCCGGUGAUGUUUAUCUCGGCAGCCCUUACUCGUACUGGGGAACCAACUUGACGGUCUCCGUGCUAAACGGCACAGUCCCCGAGUGGCGCCUCGAUGACAUGGCUGUCCGUAUCAUGGCCGCUUACUACAAGGUUGGCCGCGAUCGCCACCGAACUCGUCCCAACUUCAGCUCUUGGACUCGCGACGAGUUCAACUUCCAGCACUUCAUGGUGAGCGAAAACUGGGUGAAGGUCAAUGAGCGCGUCAACGUUCAGCGUGACCACGCCAAGGUCAUUCGCAAGGUUGGGUCCGACAGUACCGUUCUGCUGAAGAACACGCGUGGUGCACUGCCUCUUACCCACGACGAAAAAUUCAUCGCAAUCCUGGGACAGGACGCAGGAUCCAACGCCUACGGUGCCAACGGUUGUGACGAUCGUGGCUGCGACAACGGAACCCUCGCUAUGGGCUGGGGAAGUGGAACUGCCAACUACCCAUACCUGAUUACCCCCGAGCAAGCCAUUCAAAACGAAGCCCUCGAAUACACCGAUGGCCGAACCAACGUCUUCGCUGUGACCGACGACUGGGCCACUGACAAAAUGGCUCCGCUCGCCGCCCAAGCCGAUGUUUCGCUUGUCUUCGUGAAUGCCGACUCUGGUGAGGGCUUCAUCAACGUUGAUGGCAACGAGGGUGACCGCAAGAACCUGACUCUUUGGGGCAACGGGGAGGAAGUCAUCAAGACAGCCACCCAAAACUGCAACAAUACUAUUGUGGUGAUUCACAGCACAGCCGCCGUCCUCAUCGGCGACUGGUACGACAACGAGAACAUCACUGCUAUUCUCUGGGCUGGUCUCCCUGGCCAAGAGAGUGGUCGCAGUCUCGUUGACGUCCUCUAUGGCCGCGUCAACCCCGGCGCUAAGACCCCCUUCACCUGGGGCAAGACCCGCAAGGACUACGGUCCCGACCUCGUCGCUCUGCCAAACAACGGCGCCGACGCCCCCCAGGAUAACUUCGACGAUGGCGUUUUCAUCGACUACCGCCGCUUCGACAAGGACAACAUCGAGCCCAUCUACGAGUUCGGAUAUGGCUUGAGUUACACCAGCUUUGAGUUCUCCGACCUCAAAGUCACUCCUCUUAACCCAAGCCCCUACACGCCCACCACUGGACAGACCAAGAAGGCCCCCGUUCUGGGAGAGAUUGGCGAUGUGUCCGAAAACCUUUUCCCCAAGGGCAUCAAGCGCAUCCGCCAGUACCUCUACCCAUGGUUGAACUCCACCGACCUGCGCGCAUCAUCCGGCGACCCCGACUACGGCAUGGAAGCCCAGGAAUAUCUUCCCGAGGGUGUCGCCGAUGGCUCCCCCCAGGACCUCCUCCCCUCCAGCGGAGACUCUGGUGGCAAUCCCGGUCUCUUUGAAGAUAUCUACCAGAUCACAGCAACUAUCACCAACACUGGCUCUCUGACUGGUGAUGAGGUUCCCCAGUUGUAUGUUUCACUUGGUGGCGCUGGCGAUCCCGCCAAGGUCCUUCGUUCUUUCGAUCGUGUUACCAUUGCUGCUGGCGAGACCCUACAGUGGACCACCACACUCACUCGCCGUGAUGUCUCCAACUGGGAUGUCUCCUCCCAGAACUGGGUUAUCUCCGAGGCGCCCAAGAAGGUGCACGUGGGUAACUCAUCGCGCAAGCUGCCUUUGUCGGCGGAUCUGCCGGCUCUUCAGUAA
Messenger RNA from Penicillium olsonii, 2604 nucleotides. Lineage: Eukaryota; Fungi; Ascomycota; Eurotiomycetes; Eurotiales; Aspergillaceae. The record is from the annotation of a GenBank genome assembly.